Molecule: messenger RNA, 1621 nt
Organism: Papaver somniferum (opium poppy)
Lineage: Eukaryota; Viridiplantae; Streptophyta; Magnoliopsida; Ranunculales; Papaveraceae
Exons: 6
Coding region: 597-935 (112 amino acids)
Biological process (GO): snRNA export from nucleus
Source: RefSeq, a predicted model, not a curated record
UAUGUUUUCCCAUUCCCAUGUCUCAUCUACUUAUACUCGCUCGUUCCUUGUCUCUUGAAUGAACACAAGCAGUGUGGGACUAAUCGUUUUGCGGAGAGAAACAUUAUCAGGUUUUAUCUAUAUGGGAGGAAAAUAAACACCGAGAUGUUACACCGUUCAGCACCAGUGGUCUUGUGGCUUUUCUUCUUCUUCUUCUGCUCAUUUUUUUCUUUUCUCUAAUGCUCGGAAACCUACAUCAACUAUUCCUAAACAUGACGGUAUAAUAUACGAUCAAAAUCAACCAAGGAACUCCAGCUCAAGCCAACGUAAGACUAGUAAUCGAUCUUGGUGGAAAAUUAUUUGCAUCAUCAUCUCGGAUUCACUUGCAUAUUUAAGGUUAUUAGUUAUUAGGUUUCAUGGAGGGGAGUGAGAAUUUAUUAAAAGCUAUCUCCGAAGACGAUAGUCUAGAAGAUUAUCAAGAUGCUGACAUGCUUGAUUCAGAGACUUUGGAAGAAGGGGAGUGUAGGAUACAAAUUGGUAGUUUGCAGUUGACUGAAACUAGUAAGUCUGUGGAAGGAGAGUACACGGGGAAGAUUGGAGACUUAGGAUUGACAUAAAUGGGAAGCAGGGGUGACGUUACAAUAAAUCAAGCAUCUAAUACAAACAAGAAGAAGAAGAAUAAAAACAAGAAGAAGAAGACUAAAAGCAAGAAGACUGGUCCUGCCCCAGCUAUCAAAAACAUGAAUAAGUUCGUUAUUGAUACUUGUAAACGCUUGAAGGAGAGAAAAACUUAUCUGGUUUGGAAUGCUGUGGGUGUUCUUGGUGUCUCUGCUCUGAGCGAUAUUGUCAACGAGCAGGUUUGUACACAGAUCCAAGGAAUGAGUGGUUUCGAACAUGACUACCAUUGGAAAGUUUGCAGUAAGAGUGAAGAUUUGUUUCCAAUAGCUGCAAACUAGAGAAUCGCAGCUAUCUAGGUGGAUGCAAUUCAGGCAUGUGGAGGACAGAUGACUGCUGAUGGAAAGCGUCAUCGCUAUGGUGGUGGCAUAUUAUGGGGCAUUCUGAAGAAACGUGACCCUAAUGCUUACAAAGAGAUCAUGGUCAAGGGCAAGGAAAUUGAGGUUUGACUAAAUAUUUUUGCGUUACAUAUUUCUUUCUCCAGGCUCUUACUCAGCUGAUACGUGUAAAGAAUGCAAUUUUAAUUUUGUUGAUAUGAUUCUUCCUUAGGAUAUCUGUUGUAGUUUCCUCUGAAAAAAUUAUGUUUCUCUAACAGAAGAGAAAAAAGUGAGUCUCUCUAGCAGAAGCAUGUUUUUUUUUAAUGCCGCAAGUUUGACACACUCGGAGACUAGGAACAAUGGCAGCUUCUGAUAAUGUUUUUUUGAAUGCCACAAUUUUGAACACUCAGCAUUAAUACCUUCCAGUGUAAAACAUUUUGAUCACGUAUAUACAUGUGUGGAAGGAGUUCAAUUUUGUGCACACUCCUCUGAAGAGUGUAUAUUUGACAUGUUCAUUUGAUUGGUUGAUUACUUGACAAAUCGAUCAUUUUCACUGAACUCAACCACACAAAUCUCUACAAGCUAGGUAAUGCAAUUUUAGCCCUGAAAAGGACUAUGCAGUAAGAAUACACUUCCAAUCAAAGGAUAGC